AUGGGAUCUCAUCUGCCACAGAGAGGGGAGCUGCCUGCCUGCCUGCCCCAGCCGUGCAGCCAAUCCAGCUCUGCCUCACGGUCUCUGGGACUCCCAAGAAUCACCAGACUGGCGGCUCUUCUGAAACACUGGGGUUGUUGGUGUGGCCAAAUUUUCCCUGGAUUUGACUGCCGUGAGAGGACUGAGGAAGGCACGUGGCGGAUCAUGACGGCCGACAAAGACAAAGAGCGGGAGAAAGAACGGGACAGAGAUCGCGACCGGGACAAGCGUGAAGGGGGAAAGUCCCGCAAGCAGGACCCUGACCGGGACGGAGAGAGCACCCGGCCCCGGCGUAGCUGCACUCUGGAAGGAGGCGCUAAGAACUAUGCAGAGAGCGAACACAGUGAGGACGACGAUAACGACAAUAACAGUACGGGUGGCGGCAGUGGGACAGCUGAGGAGGCCGGGAAGAAAGGCAAGAAGAAAACGCCCAAAAAGAAAUCCCGCUAUGAACGCACAGAAAAUGGAGAGAUUACCUCCUUCAUCACAGAAGAUGACAUUGUUUACAGACCUGGAGAUUGUGUGUACAUCGAGAGUCGACGGCCCAACACUCCUUACUUUAUUUGUAGCAUACAGGAUUUUAAAUUGAGUAAACGGGACCAUCUGCUGAUGAAUGUGAAAUGGUACUAUCGCCAGUCAGAGGUGCCCGACUCGGUAUACCAACACCUGGUCCAGGACCGCAACAAUGAGAACGAUUCGGGUCGGGAGCUAGUGAUUACAGACCCGGUCGUAAGGAGUCGAGAGCUUUUCAUCUCAGACUACGUGGACACUUAUCAUGCUGCUGCUUUAAGGGGGAAGUGCAACAUUUCUCAUUUCUCCGACAUAUUUGCUGCGAGGGAGUUCCGAGCCCGAAUAGACUCCUUCUUCUACAUCCUUGGCUACAACCCGGAGACCAGCGAGCAGCUCAGGGCGAUGGCAGACAUGGACGAUCUGUUCAGCCCCCGGAGGCGUCUGAACAGCACACAAGGGGAGAUCCGAGUGGGGCCCAGUCACCAAGCCAAACUCCCCGAGCUGCAGCCCUUCCCUUCCCCGUGUGGUCAGGCUGUGACCGAGAAUGAGGAGCUGGUGUGGAUGCCCGGGGUCAACGACUGUGACCUUCUCAUGUACCUCAGAGCCGCAAGGAGCAUGGCUGCCUUUGCUGGAAUGUGUGACGGAGGCUCAACAGAAGAUGGGUGCCUUGCAGCCUCUCGAGACGACACUACACUCAAUGCACUUAACACUCUUCAUGAGAGCAGCUACGAUGCAGGGAAAGCUCUCCAGCGCCUUGUGAAGAAGCCAGUCCCCAAACUAAUAGAAAAAUGCUGGUCUGACGAUGAAGUGAGUGGAGCUGUGGGCACCUCUGCUCAGGGAGGAUCGGGGCUCGGCUCUGGAGACGAGAAAAAGCGGUUCAUUAAAGGAUUGAGGCAGUUUGGGAAAAACUUCUUCAGGAUCCGAAAAGAGCUUCUGCCUAACAAAGAGACGGGAGAGCUAAUCACCUUCUACUAUUAUUGGAAGAAGACGCCUGAAGCUGCCAGUUGUCGAGCCCAUCGCAGACACCGCCGUCAGCCUGUCUUCCGCCGCAUCAAGACACGCACUGCCUCCACUCCUGUCAACACUCCCUCUCGGCCUCCCUCCAGCGAGUUCUUGGACCUCAGCUCUGCCAGUGAGGAUGACUUUGACAGCGAAGACAGCGAACAGGAACUGAAGGGCUACGCUUGCCGUCACUGUUUCUCUACCACCUCCAAAGACUGGCACCACGGGGGCCGGGAGAACAUCUUACUGUGCACAGACUGCCGCAUUCACUUCAAGAAGUACGGUGAUCUGCCCCCCAUCGAGAAGCCUGUGGACCCUCCCCCGUUUAUGUUCAAACCUGUGAAAGAGGAAGAGGAUGGACUCAGCGGGAAGCAUAGCAUGAGGACCCGAAGGAACCGCGGCUCGAUGUCGACGCUACGCAGUGGUCGUAAGAAGCAGACAGCCAGUCCUGAUGGCAGAGCCUCACCAACCAAUGAGGACCUGCGCUCAAGCGGUCGAACGUCACCCAGUGCGGCCAGUACGGACAGCACCGACAGCAAGACCGACAUGAAGAAGCCCUGCAAGAAAAUUAAGGAGGAGGCGCCUUCCCCCACGAAGAGUGCAAAGAGGCCAAGGGAAAAGGGAGCUUCAGACACAGAGGAACCAGAAAGGGCCAGUGCCAAAAAGUCUAAAACACAAGAGCUGAGCCGACCAAACUCUCCCUCAGAGUGCGAGGGUGAAGGAGAGGGCGAGAGCUCCGAUGGACGCAGCGUGAACGAGGAGCUCAGCAGCGACCCCAAAGACAUCGACCAGGACAAUCGCAGCUCGUCGCCCAGCAUCCCCAGUCCCCGCGACAACGAGAGCGACUCUGACUCCUCCGCCCAACAGCACCUGCAGAACCAGCACCCGGCGACCAUCCAGUGCCAGCCCGCUUCCUCCGUGCCCACCCCGAACACACCGGCCCCCUCUCAGCCCAUGCCAACACCCCCCUCUGCAGCGGCUGUGUCUCUACCUCCACAGCCCACACCUCAGGCCAGUCCCAUCGCUCUCAUCCAGUCAGGACCUGCACUUCACCCUCAGCGGCUUCCUUCUCCGCACUCGCCGCUGUCUCAAGUCCCGCCAACAGGCCCGUCUGCUCCUCCGCGAUUACCCAGCCCGCAUCACGGACCACCCAUAGUUCACCCGCUGCAGGCCGGACCCUCACACAUGCCUCACCCUCACUCUAUACCCCCCCAGGGCUUCCCCGCGGCACAGUCUCAGGUUCCUCUCCCUCCCAUCGCCAGCCAGUCACAGCAGAGACCACACAGCCCUCCUGUCCAAUCACAGCCGUCUUCUCAGAGCUGCGUUCAGCCGCCGAGAGAGCAGCCGCUGCCGCCUGCCCCCAUGUCCAUGCCCCAUAUCAAGCCCCCUCCGACCACACCCAUCUCGCAGAGCCACAAGCACCAGCCACACGCGUCGUCAGCCCCCUUCCCCCAGAUGCCCUCAAACCUGCCCCCUCCUCCUGCGCUCAAGCCCCUCAGCUCUCUAUCCACGCACCACCCUCCGCCCGCACACCCGCCGCCGCUGCAGCUCAUGCCUCAGGGUCAGCAGCUCCAGACGCCGCCCGCACAGCCGCCAGUCCUCACGCAGUCACAGAGCCACGCGCCUCCCCCUGCCCCCCCUCUGCCCCCAUCCGCAGCAGCGGUGCCACCUCACCCCAGUGCCGCAUCACAGGCUCCUUUCUCGUCUCACCCCUUCUCCGCAGUCCUACCUCCGGCCGCUCCCCCGCCUUCCACAAACUCUAUAUCAGCCUUACAGACUCCUCCCUCUGCGGCGGCGUCAUCGGUCUCCAUGCCGCUGCCCGCCUCCAUAUCGUGUCCGCCCGCCGCUGCACCUGUUCCACCCGUGCACAUCAAAGAGGAACCUCUCGACGAAAUGGAGGAGCCAGAGAGCCCCCCACCUCCACAGAGAAGCCCCUCCCCAGAGCCCACAGUGGUCAACACGCCAAGCCACGCGAGCCAGUCUGCGCGGUUUUACAAGCACUUGGACAGAGGGUACAACUCUUGUUCCAGAACGGACUUCUACUUCACGCCUUUGCCCAUGUCUAAACUGGCCAAAAAGAGAGAAGACGCUCAGGAGAGGGCCAAGCGGGAGGUCGAGCAGAAGGCGCGAGAAGAGAAGGAGCGAGAACGGGAGCGAGAGAAAGAGAGAGAGCGUGAGCGGGAGAGGGAGAAGGAGGCCGAGCGAGCAGCGAAAGCCUCUAGCUCUCAUGAGGGCAGAAUGGGGGAUCCUCAGAUGGCGGGACCAGCUCACAUGCGGGGGCAGUUUGAUGGUCCACCCACGACCAUCGCGGCGGUGCCUCCGUACAUCGGCCCCGACACUCCAGCUCUGCGCACCCUGAGCGAGUAUGCCCGGCCUCACGUCAUGUCCCCCACCAACAGAAACCACCCAUUCUUCAUGUCUCUUAACCCUGCGGACCCUUUACUGGCCUACCACAUGCCUGGCCUGUACAACGCAGAUCCCGGCAUGCGGGAGCGUGAACUGCGAGAGCGGGAGAUGAGGGAGAGGGAGAUUCGAGAGCGGGAGCUGAGAGAAAGGAUGAAGCCCGGCUUUGAGGUCAAACCUCCUGAAAUGGACUCUUUGCACCCCUCCACAAACCCCAUGGAGCACUUUGCACGUCAUGGCGCCAUCUCAUUGCCUCCUAUGGCAGGCCCUCACCACUUCGCCUCCUUCCACCCCGGACUGAACCCAUUAGAACGUGAGCGAUUAGCGCUGGCCGGGCCCCAGCUGCGGCCGGAGAUGUCCUAUCCCGAGAGGCUGGCGGCCGAGAGGCUCCAUGCAGAGAGGAUGGCCUCUGUCGCCAACGACCCCAUCGCCAGACUACAGAUGUUCAACGUGACGCCGCAUCAUCACCAGCACUCGCACAUCCACUCACACCUACACCUGCAUCAGCAAGACCCUCUGCACCAAGGUGGUGGUGAAUGUCUUGUGUGUCCUGCAGGCUCGGGGGCCCAUCCGCUGGCCGUGGACCCUCUGGCAGCUGGGCCUCACUUGGCGAGAUUCCCCUACCCUCCCGGAGCCAUCCCCAACCCCCUCCUCGGACAACCGCCCCAUGAACACGAGAUGCUGCGACACCCCGUCUUCGGUACGCCUUACCCUCGGGAUCUGCCCGGCGGUCUGCCCCCCCCCAUGUCGGCGGCCCACCAGCUGCAGGCCAUGCACGCGCAGUCAGCAGAGCUGCAGAGGUUAGCCAUGGAGCAGCAGUGGCUCCACGGACACCACCACAUGCACGGAGGCCCUCUGCCCGGACAAGAAGACUAUUACAGUCGGCUAAAGAAGGAGAGUGACAAGCAGCUGUAG
This is a messenger RNA of Knipowitschia caucasica, 4869 nucleotides long. NCBI's taxonomy places the organism in Eukaryota, Metazoa, Chordata, Actinopteri, Gobiiformes, Gobiidae. The record is from the annotation of a GenBank genome assembly.